This is a messenger RNA of Papaver somniferum (opium poppy), 890 nucleotides long. RefSeq names its product arginine--tRNA ligase, chloroplastic/mitochondrial-like. Bases 284 to 670 code for a protein of 128 amino acids. The transcript has 7 exons. NCBI's taxonomy places the organism in Eukaryota, Viridiplantae, Streptophyta, Magnoliopsida, Ranunculales, Papaveraceae. Gene Ontology annotation, molecular function: arginine-tRNA ligase activity; ATP binding. Gene Ontology annotation, biological process: arginyl-tRNA aminoacylation. The record is from RefSeq and is a predicted model, not a curated record.
AUAGAGCAUCAUCAUCAACAACCAAAACAUCAUUGCACUAUGAUUUUUCCUCUCAAUAAUCUGAUAUGUACCCGGAAACAGAGAAGAUUUUGGUUCCUCUUUUUAGAAGCUAUCAUUUUCAUGGUGCUCCUUUGCUAAGAGUUACUAGCUGGGCUGGAAUUCCAAUGGAUUAUGUCAGACAGAUCCAUCAUGUUUUCACUGCAAUUUCACUGCAAUCUGGCAUCGAUUGAGUUAAAUACACGACCUUUGAACGUUAUCAAAAACAAUAUCUUUACUUGAUUAAAUGGAGAUGGCAGCAAGGUGGACAUGGGAGGAACGUGAACAAAUUGUAGAUGUAAUUGGCUGUGGAGCAAUUAAGUACAAUGACUUAAAAAAUGAUCAUUCAGCCGACUAUAUGCUGAGUUUAUAUGAUAUCCUCUCAAAUCAGGGAGAUACUGGUGUUUCUCUCCAGUUUGCACUUGCUUGUGCACGUUCUGUGAUCAGUAAAUCUGGGGUACCCAUGAACGAACUAAAGAUGGCCCAGGAUGUUACCAUUGAGUUGGAUGCUGGCCGAAAGAAUACUGAAGGGCGUUUGUUAGGUUAUUGUCUUGGCAGUCAGACCAAGUGUUCUCUGUCGCUACCUUUACGACCUUUCGUUGGUUUUUCGAAGAUAUUACAAGGUUCAAGUUGAGGCUGAGGUCAAGACUGAUAGCAUUCUGUUGUUAUGCGAGGCGACAGCAAUAGUGAUGGAAAAAUGUUUUGAUCUGCUUGGCAUUCAACCAGCCAGAAAGUUAGAAAGAUUCUAUGAUUAGAGAGAGAUUGAGUGAGAACCUUAUGCUACUGUGUUAGUAAUGAAGAGGAAUGUAAGUAGUAAGAUUUUCUGCACUCUAAUUCUAUAAAUAUUAUCUUGU